Messenger RNA from Linepithema humile (Argentine ant), 6747 nucleotides. Its product is annotated as endoplasmic reticulum metallopeptidase 1. NCBI's taxonomy places the organism in Eukaryota, Metazoa, Arthropoda, Insecta, Hymenoptera, Formicidae. Gene Ontology annotation, biological process: proteolysis. Gene Ontology annotation, molecular function: metalloexopeptidase activity. The record is from RefSeq and is a predicted model, not a curated record.
AUUUGUAAUUUUUUCCAUCAAUUUUAAUGUUUCCACCUUAUAUAAUCUUAUCUACUAGAGACUUGAAAAACGUGCAUCUAAUAACGCAAAUAAUAAUAUACCCAGUAAACACAAGCUAACAGUAACAUAACGUUAAUGUUAUAAUUUCCCACUCAACAAUGUAACUGCAAUAUAACGCCUUGUGCGUAAUAAUUAUAUUGUUGAGUGGGAAAUUAUAACAUUAAUGUUACAUUACUGUUACUUUGUGUUUACUGGGUACUUCAUAUUCAACAUUAUUUUUAACGGAAUGAAAUUUCGAGCGUAGGAUGAUAAGCAUAACAUCAAUCUUGAGCGCGUUUCGCAAGUAGUUUAAAUGUCGUAACCGCAUAAAUGAACCUGAUUAAUGAUAAUAUAAUGCGCGAUAUCGGCCGAAGCCGAUGUCGAGCGAGGCCUUAACGGAAAUACGACGAUAAAUCGUGAUUCUUGUAAGUUAUAGCAAAAACUAGCAUGAGUUCUAAGAAGCACUUUUAUUACAUUCCCUAACGAAUUCACAACAACAUUCUUUAUAUUCACGCGAGUAAAUAUUUCAAUGCGAUGAUUGAUCGAUCGCGCGGCUUCCAAGGCGCGAACGAGGAACGGACAGAGAUAGAGCAAACGGAAUAGAUUAAAAUUGAUUUCAGUGUUUAAGUACUUUGUCAAAACAUUUUAGAUUAGCCUAACACUUAAGAUAACUAAAGCUAAGAAUAGCAAUCAAUAAAGCGGUGAGAAGGGAGGGGAAAGAGAAUUAACAGCUAACGGUGAGACGGACAGAUGAAGAUAGCGAACGAGGGAACGGCAGGGAGGGAGAAGAAAUAUAUAUUCGACGCACCACGUCGUUCCCGUUUCUGUCGCGCAAACGAAAGGCGCGAAGAUUACGGCGGGCUGUGUGUGUGCCUGAUGCGGGGCUACGCGCGCUAUAUGCUUCCUGAUGCGGCGAACGAGACCGAGUAACGUCGUGGUGUUCCCGUAAUAUAAUAAAUAACUCGGUCGCGGAAUCCGAUAGCGUGGCCAGUGUUGUAAAGUGCCUUUUCUGUCAUUAAUGUUUUUGCACGUAAAAUGUUUCAGAAAGACGGAGUGAGAUUAAGACAGCACACGGCGAAAAGAACGUCAGCUGGGUUACCUUUCGAGAACAAGGCUGUUUCGAAGAAGCAGGAUGUACUGCCACACGAUACCCAGCAUCUCCUCUUCGUUCUUACGUUUUUCCUCUUCGUGUCCUUCGUUAUAAUCGUACUGGAAAGGAAUCUGCCUGAGCCAGUGACCAUCAAUACGGAGGGGCUGUAUCCAGGAAAAUUCGUAGCCGAGCGAGCCCGCAAUCAUGUUGUGAAUCUCACGUCAAUCGGGCCGCGUAUCGCUGGCAGCUAUGAAAAUGAAGUAUUAGCUAGUAAAUUUCUAACGACAACGAUCAACAAUGUGAUCAAAACGGCACACGAAAAUCAUAAAAUUCUGCUUAAUAUUACAAGACACAGUGGUGCAUUUCCACUCAAGUUUCUGGAUGGCAUGACAAAUGUUUACAGAAAUGUACAAAAUGUCAUUGUAAAAGUCGGACCUCACAGGCCUACAAUGCACAGCUUAUUGCUUAAUUGCCAUUUUGAUUCAUUUUUAGAAAGUCCAGGUGGUUCAGACGAUGGUGCUGGCUGUGCUGUAAUGCUAGAAAUUCUACGGAUAAUUACACAAAGUCCAAAAAUAUUGAAGCAUAGCAUUAUAUUUUUGUUUAAUGGCGCAGAGGAAAAUAUAUUGCAGGCAUCUCAUGGAUUCAUAACGCAGCAUCCCUGGGCAAAGGAAGUUGGAACAUUUAUAAAUCUAGAGGCAUGCGGCGCCGGUGGUCGAGAAUUGUUAUUUCAAGCCGGGCCUCAUAAUCCUUGGAUUCUCGAGGUUUAUGCCAAAUCGGUGCCAUAUCCCUACGCAUCGUCCUUAGCUCAAGAAAUAUUCGAGAGUGGUAUUGUGCCUGGUGACACGGACUUUCGGAUAUUCAGGGAUUUUGGAAAAGUCUCAGGUCUUGACUUUGCGUGGUCGAAAAAUGGUUACGUGUACCACACCAAGUUCGAUAAUGUCGACCAGAUACCACUGGGAGCCUUGCAGAGAACCGGUGAUAAUAUCCUCGCUUUGACACAAGGGAUAGUAUUCGAAGAUUAUCUAUCGGACGCGAGUAUGCAGGAAACUCGGGGAAGUCUCGUGUUCUUCGAUUUUUUAGGCGCGAUUGUUAUUAGAUGGCCACAGUAUAUCGCCAGCACGGUCAAUAUCGCCAGUAUAAUUACAUCUGGGUACUCUAUCUAUUUGAAUAUGCAGAGUGCGCGUAGAAAUGUUAAGAAGUCAACGUACAUGACAAAUGUGAUAAUGUGCAUUGGAGUGAUCGUUAUUUCGUGGGUGGCAUCUAUAGUAUCUUGCACAAUGAUCGCUCUGAUCCUGACAAAACUGGGAAAAGUAAUGAGUUGGUACGCCAGACCAGCAUGGUUGUUUUUCUUGUACGUCUGUCCGACUACCUUUAUGUCGAUGAUAGUGUUUUUGCAGAUCGGAUCGAGGCAGAAAAAAGAAAUUACUUCUGCAUGGGUCUUGUAUCAAAUCUACUGUGAUGCGUAUGCUGUAAUAUGGAUGCUGAUUCUCUCUGUAUGCGUUUUAUUUGAGAUACGAUCGGGCUUCAUACCGCUACACUGGGUUUUAUUCCCGGCAGUCGGGAAUAUUAUGCGACACAAUUUCUUUAGCAAAUGGAGAGAUUGGAAAUGGCUUUGUUAUCACUUGGGAUCAUUGAGUUUGUCUUACAUACAGUCGUUUUACUUAGCACUUGGCGCUCUCUAUCUCUUUAUCCCAAUCAUGGGACGAUCCGGUGGCAGCAUUAAUUCUGAAGUUGUAAUGGCUAUCAUGCUAUCAAUACUGUUCUGCGAAUUACUUAGCUUCACGUUGCCAAUAGUGCUUCUAAUAAAGAAUGCGGAACGAAUUAUAAGCGUGUUUAUUGGGAUUUUCUUAAUUGCUAUCGCUGUGUUAAUUUUAACACCACUCGGAUUUCCUUACAGCGGCGAUCCAUCAUCGCCCGCACCACAACGAUUUAUGAUCGCGCACAGCCAACGUCAGUAUUACAAUGCGGAUAAUAGUGUUAGAUAUUCCGGUACAGGAUAUUGGUUAGUGGAUUUAGAUAUGAAUAGUCCUCACAGUGUAGAAUCGAUAGUGUCUGAAGUAGCCGCGACGAUGCCGACGGUCAAGGAUUGCGAGAGAGAAUUGUACUGUGGCUUCCCGUAUUUGAUGCCCGUCACAACUUUCUUGUGGAAAACGAGUUGGAUACCUGGACCUGCUCCGCUUAUAACUAUUCCCACAAAUCUUGAGCUCAUUUCAAAGGCUGCAAAACAAAACGUCGUUAGCUUCACUUUCAACGUCACAGGGCCUGACCACGUAGGUAUAAUUCUGUCCCCGUACAAAGGUGUUCAUUUAGAAAAGUGGUCUAUACUCGACGAGAAACCGUUACAAGGUCCAAAGUGGAAUGACAGAGAAACUUACUUUAUUUAUUAUGCAUGUGCCUCGGAUUGUGUGCCAUAUACAUUUUCUAUCGAAUUGAACGUAUCAGCGGUGCAGAAAGGACCGUGUGUGUCCAUCGCAUUAGCUGGACACUUUUUACACGGCGAGCACCAAAGAUCUCUGAGAUUUAAGAAAUUCCUGGCACAGUUCCCACCGUGGUCUGUCAUCGCACCUUGGACAGCGACGUAUACGUCGUGGGAGUUUUAACGACAACGCGAUAAACGAGUCUAAACCAUAAAGCAAUAUUCGACGACAGAUGGUCUUUCAAAAAUCGAGCGGCUUAAUAAAACGGUACUAUUUUUCAGCGUAUGAUCUAAUGCUGUGGCACGUAAUAUCGCUUGAAUAUUUAGCUUUUAAUAUUUCGUAGAACAUUUUGUCUGAAAAAAAUUAUCAGGGAAUAACGAGAAAUGCGAUAAAGAAUGGGACGAGGGAAUUCUCAUUCUGCGUUUAUAUAAAUUUUUUACUAGCAUAUUAUCGUUAAUAGAGAUUGCCGAAACGAAAUGUUGAUUUAUAUCUAAAUUGCAAAGAGAUACCUUAUCGAAAUUUUAGAUAAUACGAGACUAUUUGGCCAAAUGCUUACAACGAUAACUACGAUUGUUUUUCGUAGAAACAUAUGAUAAGAUGGCAUAUCAUAAGCACAGAGUGAUUUCAUACAUUAUCGUUCGAUUUAUCAUUUCGAUUUAUCGUUAUCGUUCGACUUAUCAUUUCAAUGAGGAACAAACAUUACCAAAAAUAAGAAAAAUCUUUCGUUAAAAUCUAGAAUCGAAUUAUACGUAUGAAAUAACAAUUAUGCGAUUGCAUGAUACGCGCGCUCUCUUGAUACAUUUCAUAUCUACAAGCCUAAAUAUUAAAACUAGUUCAAAUUCACGUGAUAACUUGACUAAUAGUUGCAUGAUUAGCGUAUUAAGCAUGAGUUAUACAAGAGUUGUUUAUAGACUGUUUUAUGCUUGAGUAGAGCUUACGUAAGUUCGAAAGUUCACAGUUUGAUCGGCCAUAUCUGCUAUUCGAUACGAGGUUUAAUUCGACUAUUAUCACGCCGAAUCCGUCUCGUAUGAUAGACAAUAUAAAUGACAGCAUGCGAAUAGUAUGGCUACUUUUACAUUUAGGCCAUUACACUUUAGAUGAGACGAACGAAACAGUUACUUGAGAUACAAGAUAAUCAAAUAAGCAUUUUGAGGAAAUUUUAUAUUUUAAAUAGUAUAUAAUAGGAGAAAGAGAUAAAAUUCCAACUAUAUAUAUAUAUAUAUACACAUAUAUGCAGGAUAUGCUUAAUAUGCUGCAUUCUAUUCUUAAAUCUGAAUAUUUGAUUAUAUUCCACAAUGCGACUGUAGCGUACAAUCUUAACAGUCCCUGCAACAUUUUGUAGAAGAGCUUAUGCUCUUUUUGAAAUCUUGAACCAUUCCCCAUAUUUCCCUAGUUUUAAGAGAAUCAUUUUUUAUAGAGUAAAACACCAAGACUUGACUAUUCUAAUUUUUUAUAGAUCAAAAAAAUCAAGACUUGACUAUUCUAGUUUAAUUUAACGACUUUCAAUAGUUCAAUAUCUUGUAUUUAGAUGCCAACAUCUUUUCUAUAAUUGUUCACAUUUGAAUAUAAAUUCUUGCUUUCUUUGUGCAACUUUCUUCUUAAUAUUCCUGUGCAAAUCUUAUUCGACUUGUAUUACAAAUUUUUCUUAUAUGUCCGUUGCUGCAUAAAAAAUUUCACGAUGAAGCAGCUUUAAUGAUAUGUUAUCUAAGGUUGUUAUUUUGUUUACCAUGGAAAUUAAUAUUAUUCCAACUUUUCUAAUGCAAUUUUAACAAUCUUCCUCUUCUCCACCUCUCUCUUUCACAAUUUACAAUCGAGCACCACUUUUAUUAUCUAAUAAAAUAGUGCAAUUAUCUUAAAAUAAAGUUGAGAAGAAAAUAACUAGCUUCUAAUUAACAGUUAAAACGAUGAACGCUUAUGCCUAUGCCACAAAUUACUCCACGUAAUUUUACCGAAUUGUUCAUUUUGUAACGCUAAAAAAAUAAUAUAUUAGGAAUAUAGUUACAAAAUUUCACUAAAAUCUUUUGCAAAUAGAAAGUCAUCUAUGAAUAUUAGUGAUAAAUAGUACAACAUGUUUCAUUAUUAAAUUAAAAAUUAUUAAAAAUAAUAGUUUUAUAUAUGAAAAUCAAGACUGUAGUUAACAAUAGCAAAAUAUAGAACGUAAUUUUAACGACAGUUAAACAUUUCUAAUAUAAAGCAUGUUGAAAGAAUGUGUAAUAUAUUUUUGUAUACACAAUUCACGUUGUUUGUUAUAUAAUUUAUGGUAUAUCGUUAACAUUUUCUUGCAUUAGCGUUAAUUAUCUUUAAAUUAAAUUGGCUGUUUCUAAUUAUUCAUUAAUUUUUUAUAGUAUACUUUGAUUAUGUUAGCUGAUAACAUUUCGGUUGCACAAAUCUGUAUUUACAAUUCUACUUAAUUGUCAUGCACAAAGUUAUAAGUAAUAAUUAUUACCUCAUAAUAUUUGGUACGUAAAAUACCACGGCUUCAAAAGAUCAUCAUAAGUUGCAUCUUUUAUCAUAUUCCUUCGUUUUGCAUGUUAUUUUUUUGCCUGUAUGAAAGUAUCUUUAUGUGUUCUGUGAUUUUUUUUUUUGAACAAAGGUAAUGGUAAAUCACAAUGGUUGAUAUGAGUAAUAUUGUAUUGUAUAAGUAAUAGUAAAGCGGAAAAUAUAUAUAACGGGCUGUUAACAGGGUUUAUUUUAUUGUUAGGAGUAAAACGAAGUUGAGAGUGAAAAUAUAAUGAAGUUUCCCCAUUGCCUCAAUAAGCGAAUUUUAUUUAACGAGCCUAGCCGUUUUGAGAAAGCUUUUCGCAUUACGCGCGCAUAGAUAAUUGUUCAAUAAAACUUCGUUUUACGCCAAAAAAAAAAAAACCGGCCAAAGGGAAAAGAUCCAUCCAUCGCGUGACACAUAUGUAACUGUAGACACCGAUAAUUCCUUUCCGUUGGCCUGCAUAACUCGCGCAGGCCGAUACUUGAGCGAUACCGCGUAUCGCGGAUUUUAAUUCGAGGGAUUUAACGUUCGAUAAGCUAAGAGUAUCUAUAAUACAUGAUAUAUUGUUUCCUCGUGAGUUUAUUUAUACACAGGCGUAUGUUCCUGCUUGCGUUUAAGUUGCUGAUAUACAUAUAUUGUGAAAUUGUUAUCUGGCACUUGUUGUUACAUGAUUAAGAGAAUAAUGUAUGAAGGAAGAAAUAAAGAAUUGACGAUACUGA